UUCAUUAUUCGCAAUGACUUCUUUUGCAACUUGCUCUGGCCUGGAUCAGGAUCCGCCGCUUCUCCUUCCUGCCCCUUCUACUUCUGUCGCAUUCGCUCACUUCAGUGCAGUUUGGGCUUGGGUUGCACCAAUGGUCUUUGAGAGCUGACAAGCGCAAACUAAUGGAAAAGCAAACCGGCUGAUCGACGGUGUGUCACUGAUAUUUGCCAUUGCCCUUGACUGUCAUUGUGCUGCUGUGUAGAGAGGCAAAGGCUGCUGAUUCCUACAGCAGGAUCAAGCCAAGACACCAAGGGCAUCUUUAACCAUUCCGCUCCACUUCAGACUGUUCUUGCAGGCCUGUUCAACCAAGAUAUCCAGACAUCGUAGCGCACUCCCUCAAAGUCUGGGCGAAUCUCAACCAUUCCCAGAGAUAAUCUGUAUUUUUCAGAAGUUGGUCGAAAGGCCGCUGAAGAGCCAAUCCAGGUGUAACAAUUCCAGGAGGCCCUGUCCGUUGUGAGCGACGACCAGUCCUUGUUUGACACCACGUACGUCGCUGCACAGCUUCCCAAAACGGAUAUGACGGCUUCAGCUGCAGCCGACUAUGGACAAACGCACAAAAUUAACCCUUUGCCUCAACAAGAAUGGAUCAAUCAACCUGUCAGGACAAAUAUCAAGAGAGAAUAUGACCACAUUAACGGCUCCAGGGAUUCACCCGUGGACUGCAGCGUUGCAAAAUGUAACAAGCUGGUGGGCGCCACUGACACCAACUCCAUGAGUUACAGCAGUUACAUGGAUGAGAAGGACGGCCUCCCUCCCCCUAACAUGACCACCAACGAGAGGAGAGUGAUCGUUCCGGCAGAUCCCACUCUUUGGAGUCAGGAGCAUGUCAGGCAGUGGUUGGAGUGGGCCAUCAAGGAAUACGGGCUGCUGGAGGUUGACACCAGCCUCUUUCACAACACGGACGGCAAGGAACUCUGUAAAAUGAACAAGGAGGACUUCCUCCGCCUGACCUCUCUCUACAACGCCGAGGUCCUGCUCUCACAUCUCAAUUACCUCAGGGAAAGUAGUUCUCCACUAAGCUAUUCCACGUCAUCUCAUUCUGACCAGUCAACACGUCUCCCAGCCAAAGAAGAUCCGUUGUAUGAUACUGUCAGGAGAUCUGGAUGGGGUAAUAAUAUGAACAAUGUGACAAAAACUUCCCCUGGAGCAACGCAGAAUGUGAAUAAAAGUACAGAACAGCCACGCCCCCAACCAGAUCCUUAUCAAAUUCUAGGACCCACCAGCAGCCGGUUAGCCAAUCCAGGAAGUGGGCAAAUACAGCUUUGGCAGUUCCUUCUUGAGCUGCUGUCUGACAGUUCUAAUGCCAGUUGCAUCACCUGGGAAGGAACCAAUGGUGAGUUUAAAAUGACAGACCCAGAUGAAGUGGCUCGACGAUGGGGAGAGAGGAAAAGCAAACCCAACAUGAACUACGACAAGCUGAGCAGAGCUCUGCGCUAUUAUUACGACAAAAACAUCAUGACCAAGGUUCAUGGCAAACGCUAUGCAUACAAGUUUGACUUUCACGGCAUUGCACAGGCUCUCCAACCACAUCCAACGGAGUCCUCUAUGUAUAAGUAUCCCUCCGAUCUUACCUACAUGCCCUCUUACCAUGCGCAUCAGCAGAAGAUGAACUUUGUAUCUCCUCACCCCACCUCUAUGCCAGUCACAUCCUCCAGCUUCUUUGGAGCAACCUCGCCAUACUGGAGUUCUCCGACAGCGGGCAUUUACCCCAAUCCAAAUGUACCCCGUCAUCCUAACACGCAUGUUCCCUCUCAUUUGGGCAGCUAUUACUAACAAUGACCCUUGUUCUUUCUGCUUGCCAACCUAUGUAGAUCCAUACCCAAUUUUGGAACUCUAGGGACUCAGGAACUUUACCUGGCUGUGGAACAUUAAUGAAUGCUAGGCCUGUUGCCAAACUGGAUUUCUGUCUAUACCUGCAUCAUUGGCUUGUGAUGGGAUUGUUACCAUCACAAAAGUCUCCAAUUGUUAAUUUGUUGUCUAAAAGUGAACAUUGAUAUGUUGUGAAACUUUUACACAUUUGUGAGUAAAAAAAAACAUUCUGGUCAUAAUAAGUCAUCCUCCAAGAUGCAAGAACAAGCUUUGGACACGUGCACCAAUUAAGGGCUUCUUAUCAACUGUUGACCUUGGCGAAUCAAAGAUGUUGUUUCUUCAAUCAAUUAGCAAUGCUGGAUUAUUAACCAGUCCUACAAUGUAACCACAGUCAUAAAUAACCAUGGAUCUGCCAACAUAUUCCAAGUUGGAUGACCAGCAGCAUAUAUUUGCCAGUUGCAGGGACUGUCGGAUCUGGAUAUUCCACAGCUCUUCAUUUCACUGAUGAAGCUUUGUUCUAGUAAGGACCUCUAUUGAAUGGAGACACUUUAUCAGUGGAAUGAACUGUAAGUGAUGCAUUUGUGGGGACCUCAAACAUGCAGGACAAUGCUAAUAAGUGAGGAAUAUUGCUUCAAAGAGCUGUGUUUUGUCCUUAGGAAUACAGAAGCUAAUUAGAUUACACAGGAUACACAAACGCUGUGCGUUUGUAAGAGUUCAAUGUUGGAUCAACCAUGCAUCCUCGUAUAAAGCAAGUUACUGUAUAAAUUAUGCAGAUGAUGACAAUUCCUUUAUGUUACAGUAUUACACGAGUUGACCUCGGUCACAGAUGCAGUUUUACUAUCAAGUUCAUUUUGAUGAAAUGUAGUCAUUUUGUAGCCUGUAGAUCUUUUUAUCUGUACAUAUGGGCUCUGCCUUUUUACUGAGUAAAGGGACACAUAGGGUAGAAAUUGUUGAGAGAACUUUAUUCUUAUAAAGUGUUGCUAAUGACAGAAGCACUGAUAUAGCUAUUUUCUAUAACUUGUGAAUAGCUGGAAGCAAUGUAUUCCUUAGUUCUUAGUGCUUUUGAACUUUUUAUGUAGCAUUUUAAAUAAUCACUGACACUAUUUUCCCAUUAAAAUGGGGCAUCGCCUACUAUAUAUGCAAUUAGUUCUUCAUGAUAAUUAUGUACCUUUGCAAAUAAUCCUUUGCAGCAUAUCGUAUUAAACCAAAACACUUAUACAAGGGCAACUUCUGAUGUAAAACCAACUGCCAUGAACUAUUGCCUUAGCCAGCUGGUUGUUAUUACACACAUGUAUUUUUAUGUGAAGAGAACUGUGUACUAUUGAUUUGGCAGCAUGUAUGACAGUUUCUUACACUAUGCAAAAUGUUCAAUAAACAAUGGCAUUAGGGAGUGCCU
This is a messenger RNA of Pristis pectinata (smalltooth sawfish), 3244 nucleotides long. It is a transcript of the gene fli1, whose product is annotated as Fli-1 proto-oncogene, ETS transcription factor. The record is from RefSeq and is a predicted model, not a curated record. Gene Ontology annotation, cellular component: nucleus. The transcript has 9 exons. Bases 556 to 1812 code for a protein of 418 amino acids. Gene Ontology annotation, molecular function: sequence-specific DNA binding; DNA-binding transcription factor activity, RNA polymerase II-specific. Gene Ontology annotation, biological process: cell differentiation; regulation of transcription by RNA polymerase II. NCBI's taxonomy places the organism in Eukaryota, Metazoa, Chordata, Chondrichthyes, Rhinopristiformes, Pristidae.